Molecule: messenger RNA, 1681 nt
Organism: Chara braunii
Lineage: Eukaryota; Viridiplantae; Streptophyta; Charophyceae; Charales; Characeae
Source: the annotation of a GenBank genome assembly
GUCGUCAUCACCACCAGAUACCACGGUCGAGUUCCCGAGAACGAACGAGCCCCAUCUCCCCUCUGCGCUCGAAUGCGUUUCAAGUAGGAGGCGUAACAUCUCCGGCCGUGAUGGCGCCGCCGCAUCAUGAGUCAGGGAGCAGCAGCAGCCGGCGACGCUCAGCUGGGUCCUCCCAAGGUCGCGACAGCGCGAUCGACGUGGGCAAGGUGCUUGAAGAGGCCAAACGCAGAUGGCUGCGUCCUCGCGAAGUGGAAUACCUUAUCAGGAACUACAGAGUGCAUGCGUUCUCCUUGGCUAUGGAGCCAGCGGAUCGACCCGAAAGUGGUACAUUGUACCUGUUCGACAAAAAGAAGUGUCGGUACUUCCGGAAGGACGGGCACGACUGGCAGAAGAAGAAAGAUGGGAGAACGGUGAAGGAAGCGCACGAAAAGCUCAAGGUAGGCAGCGUGGACAUUCUCCACUGUUAUUACGCGCAUUGCUCGGAGAACGAGCUGUUCCAGAGGCGGAGCUACUGGUUGCUGGAGAGGAAGGGUCAGGAGUCGUUCGUGGUGCUUGUUCAUUACUUGGAAGUGACGGAAGAGUCUGGGCGCCCACCAAGGUCGCUCUCAGAGAGCGCAAGGCGGUACUGUUCUGCGGCGUCUGCGUCCCUGUCCGCUAGUUCGGAGGAGGAGGAGGAGGAGGAGGAGGAGGAGGAGGAGGAGGAGGAAGAGGAGGAGGAGGAGGAGGAGGACGAAGAGGACGAAGAGAAUGUAGGCGAAUUUGAAUCUACCUGCGAGCUUCUGUCGUUGGAUGCACUCCCUCUCUCUCCACCGCCGAUCUUGUGGGGUGAGAAAGAGGAUCGCGAUCCCGACAGCCAUCUUGUCUCUCCUCACGAUUACCUCCAGCCUCGUCAUCAUGACAAUUACCAGGAGUACGCAGCUUACAGCUACUACCAGGAACCUUGCAGCUCCGCCCACGACCGUACUCAUCAUUCUCCUCCUUCCCAUAGCCACAGCUAUGGUAGAUUCCGUUCCCCACGGCAGCAGCACGAUGAUCCGAAGACGCAUCAUAACCAUUACGAUCACCAUCGCCAGCAGCACCACCAGCCGGCGCCAUCGCCGCCGCUGCCUCCGCAGCAGAAGGAGCGUCAAUCCUCUUCUGCCUACUGGCAAGGUCCCACGUCAUCAAACUCGGGCUCGACGAUGCUUGAUAAGCAAUCAUGGCAGAGCUCGUCUGUUUCCGGAUCGCUCCUCGACUGGACCACGAGUUCGACCCAGCGUUCUAUGUCGCAGCUGUCGAUGACCGCGACGUCUCAAACAUCGACGUUGCCAAACCCGGCUAUGGUGUUCAGUCAGGCCAUGCUUGCUUCGGCCGGAGGAUAUGGCGGUUCCCAUCGUUCGACGACCAUCGGCGGAGAUUUCGACGAUGACGAUGACGAUGGCGAUGACGAUGGCGAUGGCGAUGGCGAUGGCGGCAGCGACGGAAAGGAAGGGGGAGGAAAGGAGAUUCAUGAUUAUUAGAGGACCUUUGCAGGCCACGUGACGCAUUCUGGACGCUCAGAUGAUCAGAUCGAGCAAGUUUUACUUCAGAUGAGACGACUCUUUUGGGAUGGAAUGGAAGAGAAAGGGCCAAAAACGUCUUCUUCGUAUCGCUCGUAAAAUGGUUGAUAUGCUUAUUCACUCGAUAAAUGUUAAUCUGCUCU